CAUCCAUCAAUUUCCCCACUUUCCAUUUUCAGAAUUCUCCCUCUGAAUUUACCAGUACAUAAAGUUGGAUGAAGAGUUUUCCUUAAAAAAAAAUUCCACUCCCCAAGUCCUUAUCAUCAUCUCUGUUUGUUGCUGCAGGUAAUGAUUGGGGAAUGGAACAUUGAGUUGUCCUUUUGUUUCAUUCCAUCCCAACAAUGCAGCACAAGCUUCAUGAAACAACAAUUCCAAGAGCAGUGAUAAAGUACUACUACCAAAGUUGUCUCUGGAGUGCUCUUUAUUCCAUGAGGUUUGGUAGCAUUCUCAUUAUUGGGAUUGGAGUUUAGGCAAGUUUUGAGGCUCAAAAAUGGGGUCUAUUGGAGGGGAGGAGGCAAUUCAAGAUCCUUCAGGCCAUGAGGAGAGAAUUCAUGUUUCGGUCCGCCUUCGUCCUCUCAAUGAUAAGGAACUUGCAAGAAACGAUGUUUCGGACUGGGAAUGCAUCAAUGACAAUACCAUCCUAUACAGGAGCGAUUUUUCAGCUUCUGAAAGGUCCCUUUAUCCAACAGCAUACUCAUUUGACAAAGUUUUUGGGUCAGAUUGCUCCACUAGGCAGGUGUAUGAAGAAGCAGCAAAGGAAGUUGCUCUUUCUGUUGUCAGCGGCAUCAACUCAAGCAUUUUUGCAUAUGGACAAACAAGCAGCGGAAAGACAUUCACCAUGAGUGGUGUAACUGAAUGCACUGCAGCAGACAUUUUUAACUACAUAGAAAAGCACGUGGAAAGAGAAUUCACUUUGAAGUUUUCAGCAAUUGAGAUUUAUAAUGAAUCUGUUAGAGACCUCCUUAGUCCUGAUUUUACUCCUCUCAGACUUCUUGAUGAUCCAGAGAAAGGGACAGUUGUUGAGAAACUGACAGAGGAAACUAUAAUUGACUGGAACCAUUUUGCAGAACUAGUAUCUUUCUGUGAAGCUCAGAGGCAGAUAGGGGAGACAUCAUUGAAUGAAGCAAGCUCCAGAUCUCAUCAGAUUCUCAGACUGACAAUUGAAAGUUCUGCACGUGAAUUCCUUGGAAAUGACAAGUCUAGCUCUCUUUCAGCUUCAGUGAAUUUUGUUGAUCUUGCCGGAAGUGAGCGAGCAUCCCAAGCCAAUUCAGCUGGUACAAGAUUGAAAGAGGGUUGUCAUAUAAAUCGAAGUUUACUAACUCUUGGAACUGUUAUCCGCAAACUCAGCAAGGGAAGAAAUGGACAUGUUCCUUUCAGAGAUUCAAAGCUAACCCGCAUAUUGCAGUCGUCAUUAGGAGGCAAUGCUAGGACUGCAAUCAUCUGCACCAUGAGCCCUGCACGGAGCCAUGUUGAGCAAUCCAGAAACACCCUCUUAUUUGCAAGCUGUGCUAAAGAAGUGGCAACUAAUGCACAAGUGAAUGUUGUGAUGUCUGAUAAAGCACUAGUCAAGCAAUUGCAGAAAGAGUUGGCUAGAAUGGAAAGUGAAUUGAGAAUUUUAGGGUCUGCCCACCCUAACUCUGAUUCUGCAGCAUUGUUGAGAGAAAAGGACCUCCAAAUUGAGAUGUUAAAGAACGAGGUAAAAGAGGUGACCUUGCAGCGGGAUCUUGCACAAUCUCAAAUUAAAGACAUGCUCCAAGUAGCAGGAGAUAAUAUGUCUUCAAUAGAAUUGGCAAAUCUUCAGGAAACUUUGGAUCAUCAAUAUCCCAAAUUACGCGUAAGAAACACAUGGGACAUUGAAAAUCGGAAAGAGGAACCGAAUGUGUUGAUUCUUGACUGUGAGGAGAGUGUUAGGUCUUUUGAUGCAUCUCAAUAUUCAGAAGGACAUAGUUUUAGUUCUGAUGAGAACUUGUUCCAACUCACUGACCUUGACAAGAAUCUUGAGAGCAGAAGUUCUUCCCCAGGGCUGCCGGUUACAAGCGUCGAUGUGCAGAGCAAUAUGUAUCAGAAGAACAUUGAAGAUCAGAAUGAAGUAGACAGUUGUAAAGAAGUUAGGUGUAUUGAGUUAGAAGACCCGAUUACAAACACAUAUACACACUCAAACCCGGAAGCUUUAAGAUCAAGUACAUACACUGAUUCUAAUGCAACAUCUCCUUGUGAAAAUACAGCUGCAUCAGGAUUGAUUGCAGUUGAUAAUGGUGACAAAAGAUUGAACCAUAAGCGCCAAGAGAUAGUUCUUCCCUCUCCAGAAAAAAAUUCCUCUUUGCUGACAAGAAGUAGUUCUAUAUCCUUGAGGCUGAGCCGAAGCAGUAGUUGUAAAGCAAGUCUCUUGGGGAAUUCAUCUUCAGAUUGGUUUGAGGAGGAUGACGCAAUUCAGAACACACCACCCACAGGGAAUGAAAAAGACUUUGUUCGGAGACCUGAGGGCUUUCAGUGGAAGGUUUAUAGACUAAGUUAUGAUGAAAAUGCAGAGAGGCCUACACGAAACGGCCAUGGGAGUUCUGCUGAACGUUCUCCAGUCGAUGUCCAGAAUGUAAAAUCCUCCACCGACAAGGAAAGUGAGAGUAAUGGUUCAUUAACUCCACAAGGAAAGGAGACAGAAAAUCUCAAGAGUUUGAAUUUACUUGCUGACCAUGAGGUUCCGGGGACAGGACUGGAUCCCUCCAUGUCUGCAAAGAAUUUCAAAGAUGUUGGCUUGGACCCAAUGCAAGCUGACAAUUCAGACUGGCCUUCAAAAUUUAAGGAUCUGCAAAAAGAGAUUGUUGAACUCUGGGAUGCUUGCAAUGUUUCCUUGGUUCACAGGACUUACUUUUUCCUUCUAUUCAAAGGGGAUCCAUCAGAUUCUAUUUAUAUGGAGGUAGAGCUGAGAAGGCUAUCAUAUCUUAACCAAACUUUCUCACAAGGCAAUAAGACCGUGGAAGAUGGACGAACCCUGACCCCUGAGUCAAGCAUGAGAUCUCUUAAAAGAGAGAGGCAGAUGUUGAGCAAGCAAAUGCAGAAGAAGCUAUCUAAAUCUGAAAGAAUGAAUCUAUAUUUGAGAUGGGGUCUUCGUUUGAGCACGAAGCACAGGAGUUUGCAGCUGGCUCAUCGUCUGUGGUCCGACACAAAGGACAUGGAGCACAUUAGAGAUAGUGCAGCCCUUGUUGCAAAGCUGGUUGGUUCGGUAGAGCCAGAGCAAGCUUUUAAGGAGAUGUUUGGACUCAACUUUGCCCCGCGGCCUUCAAGUAGGAAAUCUUUUGGUUGGACAGCCAGUGUGAGGCAUCUUUUGUGAGUUUGGAUUACUUAUUAGGUAGUUUGUAAAAAAUUCCCGGCUCUAUGUAUAACAUAGUCAAUUCUUUUUCCCCAAAUCAUUGAAACACAUUGAUUUCUGUUGUAUGUUUCUGACUCUGAUUGCUGUUGGAUGUAAAGGUUGUGCUAUUUAAGGUUAUAGAUUUGUUCA
Molecule: messenger RNA, 3349 nt
Organism: Lotus japonicus
Lineage: Eukaryota; Viridiplantae; Streptophyta; Magnoliopsida; Fabales; Fabaceae
Product: kinesin-like protein KIN-7G
Exons: 14
Coding region: 344-3181 (945 amino acids)
Biological process (GO): microtubule-based movement
Molecular function (GO): microtubule binding; ATP binding; microtubule motor activity
Source: RefSeq, a predicted model, not a curated record